AUGCCUACCGUUCUCUGCCCACACUUUGAUCGAAGACUUUGCCGGGUCCCUCCGGAGGGACAAACCGAGGAGCAUAACAAGAGAUACCAUGAGAAGAUUGCGGUUCUCGUUCAACGACCCGGACUCCCCGAUAUCAUGGUUGAACGCAGCGAGGAACACGAUAAUCAUUAUCCAUGUCCGUCCACCCAAUGCCAAGUAACCACCAAUGUUCGUCAGAAUGUGUUGAAGCACAUUGCUGUCUGCCGUUUUGUACGUGCCGAUGACACCGCUCGCUUCCGUUUACUCCGCCAACAACUAGGACGACAGCAGCGGGCGCGUCAGGCUCCCUACCCAGCGACAAGUGCCUCUUCAAGCGCAAGUUCAGGCCAUCGAGCUCCCAUGAAUCCAUUUCUACAGCCCGACAUCGACAUGGACGGCUCCAACGAGGAGCAAGUGCAAGGCAUGGUUCGGUUCCAGAACACCGUUAUGACCCUUCUUGGGUACAGUCAGAUGGGGUCUGAGCGGCUCUAUCAGAUCGAGGACAGCAUCGAUAGUCUCAAGACCGACCUUUCGACAUCGUUUAAACAACUAAUGGAUAAUAACAAGGACCUUUCCGCCAAGCAAAACAAGAUCUUUGACAACACUGUGAAACUGAUGAACAUGACUGAGGGACUGCUUAACAGGAUCGAGAAGUUCACAUUUGAGAGGCCUGGGUGGCAGACAGAUUCACAGGAAGGAUUCAGCAUGCCAGGAAGUUCUGUCGAUGGACGCUUUGGGCUUGGUGUCGACCCGAGACGCUACAUCCCGCAUCUUGAUGACCACGAUCAAGUUAUCUCAGAGUCCGAGUCCCCAGAGUAUGAAAAUAGCAUGGAAAGAAACAUGGCGCAGGCUCAAGUUAUUGCACGCCACAAUGAGGAAUUCUCGCGUGGAAUGGAUGGAGAAGAGAAUGAAAUGAACACAGUAAAGGUGAAGAAGGACUCACACGACAUGGAGGAUGCAGCUGAGGAGAUGGGGGAAGUGCAUAAGGAGGAGGAUGUGAAGGAGGAGGCGGAGGAGUGA
This is a messenger RNA of Linnemannia hyalina, 1038 nucleotides long. The record is from the annotation of a GenBank genome assembly. NCBI's taxonomy places the organism in Eukaryota, Fungi, Mortierellomycota, Mortierellomycetes, Mortierellales, Mortierellaceae.